Molecule: messenger RNA, 1787 nt
Organism: Marasmius oreades (fairy-ring Marasmius)
Lineage: Eukaryota; Fungi; Basidiomycota; Agaricomycetes; Agaricales; Marasmiaceae
Exons: 1
Coding region: 80-1723 (547 amino acids)
Source: RefSeq, a predicted model, not a curated record
CUUUUCUUAAUCAUCUAUUAUCAAAUAGCCCCUUUACCACUUGAAUUGAAGCUCUUUAUUGUAACAGACUACAACGAAGAUGAUCCCUCCUAACAUCCAUUACCUGACAACGCAAGUUGCGAAGCAAGCGAUCCAGAAUACACCCCCUCAUAUUCAAUGCCUCCUUCGGUCUGGACAACUCCCAUCCUCCAACGAUCUAUCUUCCAUCCAGCUAUCACUCCAAGAGAUGCAGACCGAGAUCCAGCAUCAUCAAAAGAUAGUCGAAGAGUCGACGACUCGCAUCUUGCUGCUAGAAGAAACCUCCAGACGUUACCAUUCCAUUUUGUCACCGAUUCGUCGAAUUCCAGCAGAGAUCCUCUCUUUCAUCCUCACCCUUGCAGUCAAGAAGAAUCGGUUUGGGCCACCGGGAUAUUCGCGAUCGCAUGCAUCGCUUUUAAGCAGCGUUUGCGCCUUUUGGCGUUCAGUGACGUUGGAUGACCCUUACAUUUGGGCGACUAUUGUCAUUGACAGAGAAUUCCAAGAAAAACGACAUCCGCUUUCCUUUGACCGGCUUAAAACUCAUCUCGAACGCUCUAAAGGUACAUCUAUCACCUAUGAGUUCGAACUCCCGAGCAAAUUUUCUCCUUCAAUCAUUGCUCCUAAUGAAGACGGGGUCACUUCCACUCUCUUUGGAACAGAAGAGCAGCCCAGACAGGUCGGAACCUUGAAGUUUUCGAAUGUGUCAUCUUCGAGGACUAAGAGUCCUUGGUCAGAGGCUCGGAACAUCGUGGAAGUGGCGGCGUCACGUCUCUCGUUUCUCCACACCUUGCAUUUCUGGGACAGGUCUGACGUGCAUCCUGUGACGAAGAGCGACCUGACGUUUGGAAAUGAAGCUCUCGGAAAACACAUCACCUCCUUGUACCUCCACCCCGUCACACUUUCAGGUGCUAUAUUCGCCUUGAAAUCCUUCCCAAAACUCUCUUUUGCCACUUUUAUCAUAGGGGCAGUGGCAAAGGAGGACAGUACGUCCGCCAAUCGCAAUCCCCCCCUUGAACCCCGACGCGAACCCAAUAACCUUUUAUCCCUACCCUCCUUAUUGUCACUUACUUUGGCAACCUCGACUGAGAUUCCAAUUGAUAAAUGUAUUAACCACAUGGCUAUCCUCUUGAGGCGAUUCGGCACCCCAUCUUUAUCCACUCUCUCCAUUUCGUUAUCCAGGUCUUUAAUUUCCCAGCAAUUCGACACUCUUCAACUCAUUGACGGAUUGGAAUAUUUCUUCGGUCGUACAACGGCACUUCGUCAUCUCACUAUCCGUUGUGUUGAUUGGACGGAGCAGUUCACGAAAGGAUUGCUUCAAUAUGUUCCCUCCACUGUGACGGAUCUGGGGAUUGGUUUCGCACCGGGAGUAGCACCUCUUUUUGAGCGCCGAAUUGUGAAUGGUCUGUGUUGGCCACCGAAAGAUAAAGAUGGGGAUGGGGAUGGUGGUGAAGGGGUGUUGCCAAAGUUGACGCAUUUGAGGUUGUUCAUGGGGGUAUCGGGUCUUGAUGAGUGGGGGCUUUUAAGCGAGAUGAUUCAAUCGAGGGUGUUGAAGAUUCCUGGAUCUGGAGCUACUUCAGCUUUAGGGACACCUCGUACGCCUCUGAAAAGCGUUUAUGCGGAUGUGAAGAGUAGUGAUCCGCAGAUUGCGAUUGAGGCUCGGAAAUUACGGGAUGAAGGGGUACAUGUUUUUGGGUCGAAUCUGUGAAUAGUUUUGGACUUGAUAUAUUUGUUCCGUUGAUUCGUUUCGACUAGUUAGUGUAUAAGUAGCG